Molecule: messenger RNA, 868 nt
Organism: Tinamus guttatus (white-throated tinamou)
Lineage: Eukaryota; Metazoa; Chordata; Aves; Tinamiformes; Tinamidae
Source: RefSeq, a predicted model, not a curated record
CCAACUCCUAAUGCAGUUCUUGGUUUUAUUUACAGGAUUGACAUGGCUCAGGAGACAAACCAGACCCCAGGGCCCAUGCUCUGUAGUACAGGAUGUGGAUUCUAUGGAAAUCCUAGGACAAAUGGGAUGUGUUCUGUUUGUUACAAAGAACAUCUUCAGCGACAGCAGAAUAGUGACAGAAUCAGCCCGAUGGGUAAGGGAACAACCAGUGGUUCAAAUAGUCCUACCUCAGACUCUGCAUCUGUACAAAGAACAGAGAGUAGCUUAAACAACUGUGAAGGUGCUGCUGGCAGCACAUCUGAAAAGUCAAGAAACGUGCCUGUUGCCGCUUUGCCUGUAACGCAGCAAAUGACAGAAAUGAGCAUUUCAAAAGAGGACAAAAUACCACCAAAAACAGAGAAUGAACCAGUUAUUACUCAACCAAGUCCAUCAGUUUCUCAACCUAGUACUUCACAGAGUGAAGAGAGAGCUCCUGAGCUGCCCAAACCAAAGAAGAACAGAUGCUUCAUGUGCAGAAAGAAGGUUGGCCUUACAGGAUUUGACUGUCGAUGUGGAAACUUGUUUUGUGGACUUCACCGUUAUUCCGACAAGCAUAACUGCCCUUAUGAUUACAAAGCAGAAGCCGCAGCAAAAAUCAGGAAAGAGAACCCAGUUGUGGUGGCUGAAAAAAUCCAGAGAAUAUAAACUAACCUACUUGUGAAAAGACUGACUGACUUUGUUUUAUUUUAAUAUAUCCUAGGAAAACAUUAAAGAGCAGGUGCAUGGCCAUUUUCCUUUGAUGUUCUCCAAAGUUUUACUUUUAGUCUUGUCUGUCUUAAUGAUAUUUCAGAACAUUUGGGUGUUUGUUACAGGCAGAAUUGAAUAGGUA